AUGGAGACAGAGAAAUGGAUGGAGUUUGUGACAGAAGUUGCUGGACGGCAAGAUUUCCAACUCCAAUUAGAGAAAAGUGGAACUGCCCCUCUAAUUCGACAUAGGUUUAAACGGGAACUGAUCAGCGAGCUGCUGAGGGAGACCGGAGCUGAGCUGAAGCUUGGUCCUGUUGACGCCAAUUACGCAGGAGACUACUUCUGCUUCGUGAGGAACAGGGAAGACACCCCGUUCUGCAAGCCUGGAACUGAAGUUCGGACGGUAGGUGCAAUGGUCGGGUCCUCUGUGAAGGCUAUUUGUGAAGUGCGAGUUGCUUCAGAAGAAGAUCUCAAAUUCAGAUGGACAUUUAACAGGUCACGAGAAGUAAUGGCAAUCCCAUCAGCCUCUGUCCAUUCAUCAGGAAGCACCAGCUACGUCUCCUACAAAGCCAACACGGAAUAUGACUUUGGAACUUUGGCUUGUUGGGCUACUAAUUCAGUCGGUCUUCCGACGAAGCCGGAAAAUUGCGAUGUGCAAAAUAAAUCGAGAGAUCGAUUAGAAAUUGAAUGUACAGCUGGUGACGACGGAGGCUUGCCACAACAGUUCCUUCUUCAGGUAUUAGCAGAGGGCCAGCUGACGCCAUCUUUUAAAUUGUUCAGCCUUGAACCGAAAUUCAAGCUUCCUGGUUUGGAACCAAACAAAAGGUAUGAUUUACAUAUUUAUGCGAAGAAUUCCCUUGGCUUGUCGGAAGGUGCCGUUAUCAUAUCGGGCGUUUCCGGACCCGCUGCAACAGAGAAGCUGACUGGAAGAGGAUUUCCAAAAUUCUCCUCAAAGAAUCGAUCCGUGGUCGCUGUUCCUGAAUUUUCAACUUUUCCAUCUUCUUUCCCUCUUCUCCAGUCAACAGUUGGAAAUUCAGGGAAGGAUUCUCAAACUGAUUAUUGGCUCCUGGGUGGUGUAGCUGGAAUGGCUGGGAUCGCACUACUAGCCUCCAUACUCACAUACUUGGCCUGUAGAAAGAAGCAGAAACGAGAAGAUGUGCCCCUGAACAAUCUGGGACCUUCGGUCCACAUCAGAUAUCCUCGAGAAAAUAAUUCAGAUUACUACAAUGACUGA
Molecule: messenger RNA, 1089 nt
Organism: Nezara viridula (southern green stink bug)
Lineage: Eukaryota; Metazoa; Arthropoda; Insecta; Hemiptera; Pentatomidae
Source: the annotation of a GenBank genome assembly